Cyprinus carpio (common carp) is the source of this 2537-nucleotide messenger RNA. RefSeq names its product adenosine deaminase-like protein. The transcript has 8 exons. Gene Ontology annotation, molecular function: adenosine deaminase activity. Lineage: Eukaryota; Metazoa; Chordata; Actinopteri; Cypriniformes; Cyprinidae. Gene Ontology annotation, biological process: adenosine catabolic process; inosine biosynthetic process. The record is from RefSeq and is a predicted model, not a curated record. The coding region runs from base 385 to 1104 and encodes 239 amino acids.
UAAGCAGAAGUAACGCAACGUUGGUGCAUCAUGAAAAACAUUCCGUCUCCAUGUGUCAGAAAUAAUACAUUCAAUCGCUAUUUAACAUGCAGGGUUUUUUCGAAGUUGACAUUUCAUAAAGGCGACGGAAACAGCGAUGGACGCCGAGGCGGAUCUUCUGCCCAAAGUGGAGUUACACGCACUUCUCGAUGGUUCUGUCAGUUUUGACAGGAUGGAGACGCUUAUGAAGCGCGAGCCGCAUCUGAACAUCGAGCGUACAGCGCCGAUCACUGGACGAGUGUUUUCAAGUCUUUAAAGUGAUUCAUCAGCUGGUUGAUUCAGAAGAGGACAUACUAAUGGUAAUGGCUUACUCUUCGUUUUAAUAUCUUUCACCUUUAAGAAUAAAUGAAAAAGAGAAUUAUGAUUAUCAAACAGGUUGCCAAAACAAUGAUUCAAGAGUUUGCAGCAGAUGGCGUUAAAUAUUUGGAGUUGCAUAGCAUGCAGCGGGAAGUGACUGAAACAGGUCUCACUAAACAAAGAUACAUUGAAACUGUGCUCGAAGCCAUCCGGCAGUGUAAACAAGCGGAAGUUGACAUUGAUGUCAGGUUUCUCGUAGCCGUGGACCGCAGACAUGGGCCUGAGGUUGCUAUGGAUACAGUGAAGCUGGCAGAAGAUUUCCUGCUUUCCAGUGAUGGAAUAGUAGUUGGACUUGACCUUAGUGGAGACCCAACAGUCAGUCAUGGAAAAGAUUUGCUCUCUGCACUUGAAAAAGCCAAGAACUGCGGUCUGAAGUUGGUGCUACACCUCUCAGAGGUUCCUUCUCAGAGAGAUGAGUCUGAGCUGUUGUUGAACUUGCCUCCUGAUAGAAUCGGCCACAGAACCUUCCUACACCCUGAGAGCGGCGGGUCUGACAGUCUUGCGGAUAAACUUUGCAAACAAAAUAUUCCUAUUGAAAGCAUUUUGGUCUGCUGUGAACAGUUGCAGAAAUACAGCUGGGUCACCAAAUCUGACAAGGCAGCAUUACACCUAUUUAAUAAGGUAAGUGCAGAUCAGUUUAUGAUUGGUCGUUUGUUUUCAUUUCACAAUGUGGCAUUAAAGAAGACUACUACACGAAAUGAAUGGUAGUUUGAUCCGACAGCAUAUAUUUAAUCUAAUUAGCACAACAUACCAUCUGCUUAAUCAUAAAUCACAUUCUGUAUACUGCAUUCAAUGCACUGUUUUCCAGCUGGAUUGGAAGAUCAUUAUUAAAAUUAGCUACAUGUUGCAAGCUGCAACUGCACCCACGCCAUUCUUUAACUUCAGAAUUGCCCAGGGUGAUGAUUUGUUUUGAAACAACCUUGCAAAAUGAGCACCAAGCAGAGGUGUCUUGAGAACGCCUUGGCUGCCCUUUCAGGGUCCUUAAAGUCACUGUAGCAUGUAAUUGUGGCUGGAGUGCCAGCGAAAGAGAAUUGAAUGCUAGAAUGUAUUUGUGCAAACUGGGUUUUCAACAGUAAUAGAUGCUCCUUAAUAAAGGCUGAGCAAUUUUGUGCUCAAAAACUAUCCGGUUUUCACCCUGGAAAUUGACCUAGUGGUGUGAACAUGCGUAAAAUACUUCAAUUACUGGGAAAAACUUUAAAUUCACAUAUACUGAGUUUUGUGUUCAUGCAUGGCCCAGUUUAGUUCGCUCUUUUCCAUAUUUCUCUUUACUACAGAAACAGGGCUGUAGUGUUCUGAUUGGCUCAUCUGAGUAGUAUUUCAAUAUAAAUGUACCAAAUAAUCCAUGUAAGCUUUUCAGAGUGUGAAAUUUCAGAUUUUAUCUGAUGCUAUACUACAUGUAAGUAGGGUGAAUAACUUAUUGAUUGCUGCAAUAAUAUACUGUGACUGUAGUGGACAUGAUAAGUCAUAUCUCUUGUAAUUUACAUUAAAGUGGAUGAAAUACUCUUUUGAGUCUGAUUCUGAAUGAUUUUUGAGACUGAAUGAUUCACUCAUUCACAAAUUGGGUGACUGGUUAAUGUCAGUUUCUACAUAUACUGUACUAAUUUUGUACAUUACAUAAUGCACUAUGAAUGCACAAUUAACAAUAGUAUAUUAUAAAUUAAAUAUAUAUCUAAUGCAUUAACUAUGUUAAUGUAUAGAACAUAUAGAACUAUACUGUGAAAUAUUAUUACUGAAUUUAUUAAAUAAUAUUACCAAAAUGUACUUUUUUUAAGAGUUCCCUCGAAAAUGUUUUUUAGAUCUCUUUAGCCAUUUGCGUUUCUUCCAGGAUAUAAUAUAUUUGAAUACAUUAAAACAGAAACAAUCCUUUCUGUUGCCCAAAAUAGAUGAUCUUCCAGCAGCAAAACCCUGGAGUGUACUAGGAAUUCAUUUUCUCUGUGGAAAACCGCUCAAGCCCACGGCAUCUUCAUUGAAAGGAGCCGUCUGUGUCAUAUUUACAGAGUUUGAGCUGUUUGCUUUCUCUGAUAGACUCUGGAGCUGAACGCUACUUUUUUGUAAGAGCAAUUGUUACACACGACCUUGAUGAAAAAAAUAAAAGUAAAUGAAAAUGGACAGUUCUAUCUAUCUUAUUUCGUUCCAUCGUU